Molecule: messenger RNA, 741 nt
Organism: Hypanus sabinus (Atlantic stingray)
Lineage: Eukaryota; Metazoa; Chordata; Chondrichthyes; Myliobatiformes; Dasyatidae
Exons: 2
Coding region: 1-741 (246 amino acids)
Source: RefSeq, a predicted model, not a curated record
AUGGCGCCUGACGACGACUCCAUUGCUUUUUUUCAAGCCUUGAUUAACGAUGUGCUAAGAGACUUCAUUAACGGCUUUGUGUUUGUCUACCUGGAUGACAUCCUGAUCUUUUCCAGCAGUCCCCAGCAACACGUGCACCUUGUCCGUCAAGUCCUGCAGAGGCUGGGGGAGAACAAAAUAUUCGUAAAGGCAGAGAAAUGCGAAUUCCACGUCCCCUCAGCCAGCUUCCUAGGUUAUAUCAUCGAGGGGGGACAGGUGAGAGCUGAUCCCGAGAAGAUCCGGGCUGUGGCGGAGUGGCCCAAACCCACGGACCGCACGCAACUCCAACGGUUCCUGGGGUUUGCGAACUUCUAUCGCCGGUUUAUCAGAAACUACAGUCAGGUGGAGGCACCCCUUACCCGACUUACCUCACCUGCCACCCCUUUCCUCUGGAACUCAGAGGCGGAAUCAGCAUUCGCCGAACUGAAGAGGCGUUUCACGCCUGCCCCCGUUCUGAUUCAACCGGACCCCUCCUGUCAGUUCAUUGUGGAGGUUGACGCCUCUGACUCCGGGGUGGGAGCGGCACUGUCCCAACGUUCGGGCCCGGAUCAGAAACUACAUCCCUGUGCCUUCUUCUCUCGCCGACUGUCUCCCGCUGAACCGGGAGCUGCUAGCGGUCAAACUGGCGUUGGAAGAGUGGAGGCAUUGGUUGGAGGGGGCGGAACAACCAUUUAUCGUCUGGACAGACCAGAAGAACCUUGA